This is a messenger RNA of Myripristis murdjan (pinecone soldierfish), 994 nucleotides long. RefSeq names its product integral membrane protein 2Cb (gene itm2cb). Gene Ontology annotation, molecular function: amyloid-beta binding. Bases 182 to 952 code for a protein of 256 amino acids. Gene Ontology annotation, cellular component: Golgi apparatus; extracellular exosome; plasma membrane. Gene Ontology annotation, biological process: negative regulation of amyloid precursor protein biosynthetic process. Lineage: Eukaryota; Metazoa; Chordata; Actinopteri; Holocentriformes; Holocentridae. The record is from RefSeq and is a predicted model, not a curated record. The transcript has 6 exons.
UAGAGAGGUGGAUUUUCCUCCAGACCCACACACGGCUUUUUCGUCAGAGCGGACGCUUAUCUGAGGUCACACAUCCCCUGUUUGCAGGCGGGGGCGACACUGUGCCGCUGCUAUAUAAUCUUCUGGGCUCAGUGGAUGAAACCAGUGCACUAUAACAGACAGACAAAGCAAAUAUACAGACAUGGUGAAGAUUACCUUCCAGCCUGUGUCGGCGCAGAAGCCUGAAAAGGAGAACGAUGGAGACAAGAUCAUCAUACCUCAGGCUCACGAGGAGCUGGUUCUCCCCCUCAGGUCCAAGAAGUCUUUCCUGAACGGCCUGUGCUGCCUCACCUUUGGCCUGGUGGUCUUCAUGUCUGGACUGGUGCUGGCCUCCAUUUAUGUCUAUCGCUACUACUUUAUACCUCAACAGACACCAGAAGACAGCUUGUUCCACUGUCGGGUUGUCUACGAAGACUCAGUGUACGCUCCACUAAGAGGCAGACAAGAACUUGAGGAGAACGUUGGCAUCUAUCUCAAUGACAACUAUGAACAGAUCAGCGUCCCCAUGCCACACUUUGGAGGCAGCGACCCCGCUGAUAUCAUCCAUGACUUUCACAGGGGCCUCACAGCUUAUCAUGACAUUGCAUUGGACAAGUGCUACAUCAUCGAGCUGAACACAACCAUGGUCAUGCCUCCGCGGAAUUUGUGGGAGCUGCUGGUCAAUGUCAAGAGAGGAACAUACCUUCCUCAGACCUACAUUAUCCACGAGGAGAUGAUGGUGACAGGGAGGGUUAGGAACAUGAGGCAGCUGGGACCCUUCAUCCACAGGCUCUGCUAUGGCAAAGAAACCUACCGCCUCAGACGUCGCAGCCAGCGCCGACGUAUCGAGAAGCGUGAGACGAAGAAGUGCCACAGCAUCCGUCACUUCGAGAACACCUUUGUGGUUGAGACCGUCAUCUGCGACAGGGUCUAAAAUCCAGUGUGGGAUUCUCAACCAUCCAACACUGAAGCCAAU